CGCGUGGUGCGAUUGGUGGAGGAUGCCCGAUAUAGGCAGGGCAUGCAAAUUCAGGCGCAAGCGUUGGACUCUCUUUCGACCGGCCGCCACUGUCCUCCUCCUCGCCGCGCAGCCCGCCUCUCCUUCCCCUCGCUCUUUCGCCCCGCCGUCCUCGCCCCCGCCCCGCCCCCGCAGCACUCCCACCACUCCCUGCUAUUUUCAGCGGCCGACUAGGGCCCCGCGGUGUCCCCAGCCAUGGCCUUCCGCUCUUACGACCCCGUCCCCAAUCCUGCCGCACGCGCGUCCAACCCCGACUUUGACUUCGAGCUGCACUCGCCCCGCAUGGGCACCUUCAUGGGCGCUGCCCUCAACGACGAGGCUUCCUCUCUUGACACCCGUCCAUCAUCUGUCACCGACGACUACUCGUCCUCCGUUCGCGCAUUCAACCGCCAGUCCCAGGCCGACCCGUCCUUCGGCCUCCACUACCGCGACGACCCACAUGACCCGAACGCCUCCGCAGACAACCUUGGCCAACCACCAAAAGAGUUUGCCUCGCCGACAUCGCCCACUGUUCCCUACGCGAACUUGAGCGAGAAACGCCGCGAUCCCACCACCCAGUAUGCGUCUCCUCGCCAGCGCUCGCGCAAACGUGCCAUCCUGAUCGUUGGUGCCAUUGCGCUCAUCAUCAUCAUCGUGGUCGUGGUCGUCGCGGUCACGCUCUCCGUCCGUAAGAAGUCUUCCCCUGCUUCGUCGAACAUCUCCUCCGGCUCCGGCUCGUCCAGCCAGAGUGGCGGCAGCGGCAGCGGCAAGAGCGGCAGCACCUCGUCCUCCAUUGCCGUCACCGGCGGCGACGGCAGCACGGUCACGAUGGACAGCGGCGCGACGUUCACGUACUCGAACAAGUUUGGCGGCUACUGGUACUACGACCCCGAGAAGCCGCUCACCAACAAUGCCCGCGCGCAGUCCUGGACGCCCCCCAUGAACGAGACCUUCCAGUAUGGCACGGAUAAUAUUCGGGGCGUUAAUCUUGGUGGUUGGCUUGUUCCGGAACCUUUCAUUGCACCCGGUUUGUACGAGCCUUAUGCGAACUCGUCCUACCCCGCGGUCGAUGAAUGGACGCUAAGCUACAACCUCAUGAACGAGACCUCGCAAGGUGGUCUCGAGGGUGUCUUGACCAAUCACUACGAGACGUUCAUUACGGAGCAAGACUUCGCUGAGAUCGCUGGUGCUGGCCUCAACCAUGUCCGUAUUCCUAUUGGGUACUGGGCUAUUGAGACGUGGGCUGGUGAGCCGUUCCUUGCCAAAGUCUCCUGGACGUACUUCCUCAAGGCGAUCGAGUGGGCUCGCAAGUAUGGUCUCCGCAUCAACCUCGACUUCCAUGCGCUACCUGGUAGCCAGAACGGCUGGAAUCACUCGGGCAAGCUUGGCACGGUCAACGUGUUGUACGGCCCCAUGGGUCUUGCCAAUGCACAACGGUCCCUGGGUUACAUCCGGAUCCUUGCGGAGUUCAUCUCACAGCCCCAGUACAGCAACGUCGUGACCAUCUUUGGUGUUACCAACGAGCCGAUGGGUACCCAGAUGGGUCAGGACCAGCUGUCUGCUUACUACGUGCAGGCCUACGACAUCAUCCGUACUGCGAGCGGCAUCGGCGAGGGUAAGGGCCCGUACAUCCUCUACCACGACGGCUUCUACCAGCUCUCGCAGUGGGUCGGCUUCCUCACCGGCGCGGACCGUAUCGCGCUCGACAACCACCCGUACGUCUGCUUCGGCGGCCAGACGUCUGACCCGUACUCGUCGCGCCUGACCGUGCCGUGCGACACGUGGGGCGCGGAUGUGAAUACCUCCAUGACCGCGUUCGGGCUCACGACCGCGGGCGAGUGGAGUAACGCGAUCAACGACUGUGGCUUGUGGGUGAACGGCGUGAAUGACGGCAGCCGGUAUGAGGGCACCUUCGACACCACGGCGGUCACGGGCGAUUGUACCCCGUGGACGGACUACCAGAACUGGGACGACACGUUCAAAGCGAGCGUUGAACAGUGGGCCCUGGCUAGCAUGAGUUCUCUCCAGAACUGGUUCUUCUGGACAUGGAAAAUCGGCAACUCGACAGUGACAGGCAAGGUCGAGGCGCCUCAGUGGUCGUACCAGCUCGGGCUCCAGGAGGGCUGGAUGCCCACCGACCCCCGCCAGGCUGACGGCGUGUGUGGCAACACCAACAAUUUCGCGGCGCCGCUCUCCGCGUGGCAGACGGGCGGCGCGGGCGCGGGGAGCACGGCGGCGGGCGUUGCGGCGCAGUACGCGUGGCCGCCGGCGACGAUCAGCAACCCGGGCUUCGCGUCUGCGGCGACGGCGCUGCCGUCGUACACGGCGACGGGCGGCCAGGUCACGCUCGCGGUCCCGACGUUCACCGCGUCGAGCAAGACGGUGAGCGCGAGCGUCGGCAGCGGCUGGGAGAACGCGCAGGACACGGCGCAGAAGUAUGCGGAGAUCGGGACGUGCGAGUAUCUGUUUCCGUGGGUCGGUCCUGCGGCGCCGCCGGCCCCGCUGUGCGGGGGCAACAACAGGCGCGGUGCGUAUGCGGAGCCGACGCCUGCGCCUGCGGGCUCGUCAUGAUCGGGACGCGCGGGCGGGGUGCUGUGGCUCGCUCUCUCUAUUCUGUGGGAUGGUGACAUGCGGACUGAGACGGACUUGGUGUCGAGUGUUGUGUUAUAGUAGUGCGUGUGUAGCGCCGCGGCCCCUCAGGUAUACAUAAGUACGUGCGGGCGUCGAUGGACUCGUCUCUCUGACUCGGUUUGUGUGUCGUGCAAUCAUGCGGCGGACUCUCUUUUUUAUCCUUAGUCUCAUCUCUAUCUCUACUACGACUACCUCUCUCUUGACAAUCUCGCACGAUACGAUCAGCGCGGCGGUAAUUACUACUUACAGAUUAGUGUACGUGGCGAUGAUGAAAGCAUAGUCUGCUGUGUCUGGGAUCUGAGGAUUUGGGUGAGCUGAGGCGAGUACGUGCUGCAUUGUAUCAUUAUGGUUUGGACCUUGUAUCUCAGGAUGCUAACAUUCGUCUUCUGUGCGUGUACGAAC
Rhodofomes roseus is the source of this 3051-nucleotide messenger RNA. RefSeq names its product glycoside hydrolase superfamily. The transcript has 9 exons. Bases 235 to 2589 code for a protein of 784 amino acids. Gene Ontology annotation, molecular function: beta-glucosidase activity. Gene Ontology annotation, biological process: glucan catabolic process. Gene Ontology annotation, cellular component: extracellular region; cell surface. The record is from RefSeq and is a predicted model, not a curated record. NCBI's taxonomy places the organism in Eukaryota, Fungi, Basidiomycota, Agaricomycetes, Polyporales, Fomitopsidaceae.